Molecule: messenger RNA, 228 nt
Organism: Purpureocillium lilacinum
Lineage: Eukaryota; Fungi; Ascomycota; Sordariomycetes; Hypocreales; Ophiocordycipitaceae
Source: RefSeq, a predicted model, not a curated record
AUGGGCCCGCCAGCCCGGACGUCUCCCCCCGCCCAACACUGCUGGAUCGCUGGACCGCUGAAGGGCCUCGCCUCGCUGCCGAUGCUGGCUCCCGCCCAACGCAUUCUCGGAUUUGCGCCCACCUACCCCGACUGUCCGUCAUUGUUGCGCUCGCCGCGAGUCAGCUCGGAGCAGUCGACAGCAGUCUUCGCGCGUGGCCAGACCGUGCAGCAAAGGCGACAACAAUAA